CUCUCCUCUAUGCGGUACAUAUACCUAAUAUGCCCAACAUUUUGACUGUAUGUGUUUCAUCCUUAGCUGACGUUUAAGUAACAGGACCCUUCUGAAAGUAGCUAAAAAAAUAUUCUGAGACUUUUCUGUGGCAGCAAAGAUCAUGAAACUGCGGGUCCAGCUGCAGUGUAAGAACCUUCAUGAGUACUUGAGAGAACUGAGCCCUGAGAUACUGGACAGACUGUAUAACCACCCAGCAACAUGUCUGGGUGUCUACAGGGAACUUCCGUCACUUGCUAAGAACUAUGUGAUGCGCAUGCUGUUCCUGGACCAGCCUCUCCCCCAGGCAGCUGUGGCACUGUGGGUAAAAAAAGAUAGUAAGAGGGACCAUGAUGACUGUGUCUCAGUGUUGACAGGUCUUCGCCUUUGGCACAGUCAGCACCUUCAGGGCGGGCUUCAAGGAUACUUUUUAAAUCCAGUGUUCAAAGACAACCUAGGAACAGCACUGCUUGGAGGGGGUGCGCAGUGGGCGGAUGAGGGUAGCACUCUGGGUCCUGAUCGCCAUGCACGAGACAUUGAGAGCCUUGACCGCUAUGCUAUGGAACGCUGGGAAGUUAUCCUGCAGUUCAUGGUGGGUUCACCCAGUGCUGUUAGUCAAGACCUGGCUCAGCUGUUGGUUCAAGCAGGCCUCAUGAAAAGUGAGGCAGGAGAAGCACCAUACAUCACCUCUGCUGGUUUCCAGUUCCUUCUUUUGGACACAGCCUCUCAGCUUUGGUACUUCACCUUACAGUACCUCAAAACUGCUCAGUCAAGAGGAAUGGAGCUUGUGGAGAUCCUCUCUUUCUUGUUCCAGCUCAGUUUCUCUACUCUGGGAAGAGAUUAUUCAGUGGAGGGCAUGAGCGAGUCAUUGCUUACUUUCCUGCAGCACCUUCGGGAGUUUGGACUGGUGUUUCAGCGUAAGAGGAAGUCACGGCGGUAUUACCCCACCAGACUGGCAAUUACUCUGGCUGCUGGAGUCACAAACAACUCCUCCUCCUCUUCCUCCUACAACAUUGCUUCCAUUCCUGGAACUAAAGACGCAGGCUUCAUUGUUGUGGAAACCAAUUAUCGUAUCUAUGCCUACACAGAUUCAGAACUUCAGAUUGCUCUGGUGGCUCUGUUCAGUGAAAUGUUGUAUCGCUUUCCCAAUGUAGUGGUCGCACAGCUUACAAGAGAAUCCGUUCAACAGGCCAUUGCUAAUGGGAUCACUGCUCAACAGAUCAUCCACUUUCUAAGGACCAGAGCUCACCCAGUGCUGCUCACACAGACCCCAGUGCUGCCUCCAACCAUAACAGAUCAGAUCAGACUGUGGGAGCUGGAGAGAGAUCGGCUGCAGUUCACGGAGGGAGUGCUCUACAAUCAGUUCCUGUCCCAAGCAGACUUUGAGGUGCUGCGAGACAGAGCUCAGGGCUUGGGCUGUCUGGUGUGGCAGGAUGUUGCUCACAGGGUUAUGGUUGUGACAUCCCAUGGACACAGCGAGGUCAAGAGGUUCUGGAAACAGCAGAGGUCUCACACAUAAUCAGGGAAAGAUGCUCACGGAGGAGUGACUCUGUCGAUUGGAAUCUUGUUCUCUAACAUGUUUUUUUUAAUAAAAUUAAUGAUCCCUG
Molecule: messenger RNA, 1625 nt
Organism: Girardinichthys multiradiatus
Lineage: Eukaryota; Metazoa; Chordata; Actinopteri; Cyprinodontiformes; Goodeidae
Gene: gtf2h4
Product: general transcription factor IIH, polypeptide 4
Exons: 14
Coding region: 143-1537 (464 amino acids)
Biological process (GO): nucleotide-excision repair
Cellular component (GO): transcription factor TFIIH holo complex; transcription factor TFIIH core complex
Molecular function (GO): double-stranded DNA binding; ATPase activator activity
Source: RefSeq, a predicted model, not a curated record